Struthio camelus australis is the source of this 1579-nucleotide messenger RNA. The record is from RefSeq and is a predicted model, not a curated record. NCBI's taxonomy places the organism in Eukaryota, Metazoa, Chordata, Aves, Struthioniformes, Struthionidae.
CCAGCAGUACAAUGGCUGUUGUGUUGCCUAGUUUUUCUUCUAUGGCAAUAAGCAAUGAAGGCUCACAUAGCACCAGCUGUGGCAGAUCAAGGGCCCAGCCAGCUGCUUUCAAAAGAGCCAUUCUCCUCCCUGUCAGUGGUAGAUUAAUAGAUUUAUCAUGACCUGUGGUUCCCUGUCAGAACUAGAGGUGAGCACAGGAGCUGGUCACCACGCAGGGCUGGGACGCUCUCCCCUGGCUCUGCAGUGCCAGGCUGCUCUGAAAAGGGCAGAUCCGAAUCACAGCUGGAAAUUAGAAUAAGCAGAAUAUGCAUUUGGGGAAUAUUCCGAUCUCAGCUUUGCUCUGGGGCCAACUCUCAGAGCGAGAGGUGUGGCUGGGGGACAGGCUUCACCAUGUUUGGCUGUCACGAGCCUCUCCUGUCUACGAUGCCUUUCGGCAAAGCAUGGACUGCACGGAGGGACCAGGGGUUUUGCAGGGGACGGCAGCCCUAGAGCAGCUCUGUCCCUGUGGAGACAGCACGUGCCUUGCCUGCAAUGAGUUUUUCCAUGCUGAGGAGGUGCUUGGCUUACUGGUGUGGGCUCUUAUUGCUGACACAACAUACCACCUCCAUCCGGCAUACAGCUGGGUGAUGUUUGUAGCCAUCUUUUUCUGGAUAACAACAGUGAUUUUCUUCGUGAUAUAUCUCCUGCAACUUCACUUGAAAUUCUAUGUGAUCCCCUGGCCCCUUGUGCUAGUGAUCUUCAAUGCUACGGCAACCGUUCUAUAUAUCACCGCCUUUGUAACAUGCUCUGCGGCUGUCCAGCCUACAUCAUGGCGCCAGUGGGAUUACAACAGAAGAGCUGCAGCAUCUUUCUUUGCCUGCCUUGUGAUGAUUGCCUAUGGGGCAAGCACCUUCUUCAGCUUCCGUGCCUGGAAAGGACUUGGCAGCAAUGCUGCCACCAGUCAAGUAACUAACCACGCCUAAGGAGCAGAAAAUGAAACACAAACCGGGACCCUUUUAAGCCAGUUUACAAUAAGGCAGGAGUAAGAGGGCUCAGUGGAUUUACAAUGGGUUAUGGAGCCUCUUACAACACUAGGUCUCUUAUUCAAAUCAGCCUAUGUGGGUAGUGACAGUCAUUACGGGCCCAUGUGCCAGCAGUGGUGUGGAAGCUGUUCUGUGGUCUCUAAUGACGCUUCCAGUUGAUGUGUCCACAACACAAACCCACCACAACCAGUGCUGCCACUGGAAGCCUCAGCAGGAGACCAAGGAUUGACUGGAGACUGAAAUUCCUGCUUGUCCUUGAGAGUCAUUCUUCCUCUCACACAUCCUAAAGGAACCACAUCCUUGCUAGAGCCGCUCAGCUGAGAGGACUUAAUUCAGCACAUAUCAUCAACACUAAAAUUCACUAAAACCAAACCCAAGUUCCUGUCUCUGGUCAUUAACAGCUACAGUGUAAAAAACUGCAGUUAACUUGAUAUGUAAAUGGUGGCAGAGCUGGAGGGUGAAGGCUAAGCAAAACAAGAAGUCUAAACUGUUAAUGUAUUGAUUUCUAAAAAAAUCGAAGCACUUUAUGUUUUAAAUAAAGAUCUUUCAAAAUCCAA